AUGGGUGAUUGUAUCAAAAUAUCUGCCACGGACCGAAAUUUGUUAUUGCAGCACACGGAACGCACCAAAUCUCUGGCAGAACUGUACGUAAUCGUCCUGCAGUUGAUUACGCACGCCAAUCGACCUUUACGACUUCUUGAGAUUGCCGAUUGUAUCAAGGUAACCAAGCCCAAGUAUGGGAAAGAUACUGACCAGACAGUUUGCAUCGCACACCACUCCCUAGAGGACUAUCUCUUGACACCCAAUCGAAUACCAGUCGAAAAAAGGAUUCCGGUUUUCAAACGAGGGCCUACACAUGACCUCCUUGUGAAUCUGUGCGUGUCAUAUCUUCAAGCAAGUUCCCUAGAGACAUAUGAUGUUGUGCAGUUCUUUCGAGGUAUCGCGUGGGGCACAUCAGAGGAACAAGAGCUUCCACCAUUUUUGAGCUAUGCGGCAACGAACUGGCAUUUCCACACCGACGCGGCCGCCAAGCAUGGGGUUAUACGAGAGCACACGAAUACUCAGAUACUCUCACUUUUGACGACACCGAGAUACGUGGAUUGCCUAGCUUGGCUGAACGACGAUGUAAAAUGGAAGGGGGCGUCCCAAGGCCAGGAUAUGACUCCAGAGACCGAGGCCUUACUCUUUUCCAUCCGCCUGGGACUGGCCAGUUUCGUAGAAGCCCUGCUUCGAGCCAGCGAUGGUAUAGCGAUCAUGUACGAAGGGACUCUAGAUACAGACCCACCAUUACAUCAGGCCGUGGUUAAAGGCAACAUCAACCUCGUUCGUCUACUCACUAGAUAUGGAGCAAAGCCAACCCAGUUCAACAGCCAAGGCGCAACACCUCUUCACUUGGCUGUUGGAUACACUUCUGAAGGGGAAAGGAUAAAUCCCGACAUUGUUCAACAUCUCCUGGAAGCUGGUGCCGAUCCAUGGCAAGACCUGGGCGGAAACAAUAGAGUUACAGGUUCCCGCGAUGGGUUUCCACACCCAGCUAUUAAGAUUGUCCUUUACUCUAGUAAUGAGGGCAUAGCAAAAUUAGUCUUACCACAUAUAAAGAGCGAGACAGAGGCGAAAAAGGCCUUCGCCUGGGCGAUAAAUGGGUCCAAGAACAUGGAAAUCAUUCGAUUAAUUCUCAAUCUUGGCUUAAUGGAUAUCAACGCCUACUCCCAUGGCCGAUCGCUACUAUUCUCAGCAUGCCUACAACAGGAUCCGAAGAUAAUCUCGCUGUUACUGGAAGCAGACUCGGAUCCAAAUCUGCCGCUCAAUCACCCGCACGGAGGAGGUGCUAAUGUUCUACAUGCUUUGGCAUCACCCUCGUCCUACGAGUAUUGCUGCCAGGGAGGAGUUUCGGCAGAUGAUAUUAGAGAAUGUUUCAGGUUAGUCCUUGCUGGCGGCGCAAAUGUUAACAAGGCUGAUCGAAAUGGGGAUACACCACUUCAUAAAGCGCAGAGUCCCCAGGUCGUGCAACUUCUUCUCGAUGCCGGAGCGGAUGCGACCGUAGCUAAUCAGAAUGGGGAGGCCCCAAUACAUAUCUCAUACAACGUUGACAUGAUCAAGGCCCUUCUCAGCAAGACCAGCAUCGAUGUGAGAGACCUAGAUGGGAAAACUGUACUUCUCAAAGCUUUAUCAGAUCGGGACUUUCGACUGUCAGCUGACAGAACGCCAGUUGAAGGAUUCUUUCUCAAAAUUAUAGAGUUAGGCGCCGAUACAAGCGUCAUUGACCAUCACGGUAACAGCGCCUUGCACUAUUUGGUAAGCAGGGAAGGCCUUGGCAAGCCGCAGGGCAGGAAGCUGUUAGAAAGCUUGAUCAAAGGCGGCGUGGAUCCAUAUCUGCACAACAAAGAUGGGCAGUUGGCGAUUGACAAACUCGGCAUUUCUAGGUUGGAGGACUUGGAAGCAUUUCUGGAGGUCACAAAGGUGGACGUAAACGCAAUGGACAACCAUGGCCGCACAUUCCUGUUCAACGUCAUCAACAGGCACGGGCACUACAGAAAUGGCCAAUUAGAGGCCUUUAUAGGUCUUGUGUCGAAGGCAGGAGCACGAUUUGACAUCACGGACCAGCGUGGAUGGACACUUCUACAAGCCGCAUUACGACAUUGUCGAACAGAUGAAAAGAUUCUCAGACUUCUUGUUGAACAUGGAGCGGAUGCAAAGCAGACGGACAUCGAUGGUAAUACCAUGUGGCACGAGGGAGCAGCUCAGUUCGCCACUCGCAGGGUCUCGCCACAGUUGUUCCAUGAUAUCACAGCUUUGAGCGUGGAUCCAAGAAAAGCCAAUAAGCUUGGGAGACUUCCACUACAUAUCCUGUGUAGUUACGAUCAAUGGUGGCUAGUGCCUGGUAUUCAUGGCAAAAUCACGCUGGACCGCGGCAAUGAGGCUGAGAAGGAAGAUAAGACAACUGUGUUCGAUUUUAUACUCCAACAGGGCCCGGAAGAUGUGAAUUGUAUGGAUCGUGAUGGUAUCACGCCUUUUUACCUCACGUCGACUUUCUCGACAGACCUCACGAGCAGACUUCUCGAAGCUGGUGCUGACCCGACCCUGUCUACGCGUGAGAACAUCAACUUCUUUCAUCUCGCAUCCCGAUGCCGUCAAAGUAACACCAUUGGUCUACUGCUAGACUGGUUCAGGACUACCAGAACAGCAGAGGAUCUACAUGCAGCAGUCAACGCCAAAGACAGCCGAGGAAGAACACCGCUUCACUAUGCCUGCGCUUCAGGCAUAUACCAAUCUGUUCAGCUUCUCAUCGAAUCUGGAGCGCGUGUUGACUUGGAAACAUAUGAAGGCUCAGCUCUGAAUGGCUGUGUUGACUUUGAAGAGGAACUGAAGAACUGGGAUCGCUAUAAUUCCACCGAGCAGGAGAGAUCUGCUGGUGGUGUCCUUAUUGAUGACAAGACUCGAUCAAAGGUUGCUCAAAGUGGCUGGACCUCUUAUCGAAAAGAAAGACUUGAUGAAAUACUGGAGCUUCUGAUCAGCAACACUACCGCUGCGGCCAGUCAUGGCAUUGACAAUGCUAUCACUGCAGCAAUGGGCCGACACUGCGACUAUACCAUUGAACAGCUCAUGCGAACUCGAAGAUCCUUAGGCUUUACUCAUAGCUUGACUUAUGAAGUUGGGGUCAAGUCCUGUUUAGACAGAAGAGCAAGAGAAUUGGCUACCGAGAUGGGAAAUCCUGACUUUACAAAUCAUAUCGACUCCUCGAUAGGCUCGCGGUUUUACGACGUUGUUCCCUCUUGCGUCGCAAAAUAUUCACCUGAGCUCAAAGGACUUCACAGUGUUCUUAUCAAACUAUCCAAGUCAGGCUUCGCACAGAUCCUAGAUAACUUGCUGACACCCGAGGUCGUCUCACGACUUGAGAAUGAGCUUGACUCAACAACAGUCGGUGUUCGAAAUAGCCAGAGGAUGGCCUCUCUGUUAGUCGCUGCCUGUGAAUCUGAUGAGCCAAACAUGCCUCUAAUUCAGCUUCUGGUUAAGAAAGGAGCCAGAUUGGAUUGUCUCGGUCUCCCAGUCGACCAUCAAUACAGGGGCCAAGUCCCAGAGACGCCUCUUCAUACUGUGGUUAGAGGCGGACAUCAUCCCUGGUGGCACACGGCGCAGGCCCUUCGCUUCAUACUCGAACAAGGAGGAAACCUGGAGGUCAAAGAUGCCCACGGACUCACACCUCUCAACGCCAGCCUGGAGAACAUGAUCGAGUCUUGUUGGAAUAGCAAGGCCACGGAGAUGCUUCUGAGAGCGGGAGCGGAUCCUUCGAGUGUGGACAGUGCAGGCAAGUCCUGUCUUGCUCGUGCCAUUAGCAACAAGAUUGUCCACACGAUGCUAAUCCAGAACGGAGCCGUAACCGCUAUUGAUCACUCGUCACUGGCCUCUUGUAUCCUUGCCAAGGAUAUCGACAUGCUAGAGCGGAUACUAGCCUCUGGUGCUGACCCGAACGCUCGCAAGAAUGGGGAUGAAAGAAAGGAUCCGCGCUCCCAGGAGGAAUCUUUUCCUUUAGAACUGGCUGUCAACGAGAUCAGUCCUGAUCCGAUUUGCCAGCGUAUGAUCGAGUUAUUACUCGAGCACCGCGCCGACCCAAAUGCUCACUAUCCACAGACGACGGUGGUGCAUAGAUUGCUGAUGGGGACAAGCGGGCGUGCGCAGAGGAAUCGCUACCUUGACAUUAUCCUGCAGCAUCCACGGCUUGACGUCAAUCUCAAGACUAAGGGUGGUACUCCGUUACUGCGCAGUGCUUAUAGCAUGGGGGAUUUGAGUUCGGUCGAUAUUCUCCUUGAAAGGGGUGCCGAUGUACGGAUAAGCGACGGGUCUGGCCGUAAUCUCCUACAUUUUCGGCCCCAUCUCCCUUACCAUGAGGAUGGUGACUGGAAGUCUAAGAAAACGCACGACUACGACUCUCGAAGAAGUCUAAUAAAGAAAUUUUUUGUUCUCGCUCCUGAUCUCCUACACCAGGUAGACAAACACGGUAGAACUCCUCUUCACUACGCCAUGGGUGACAGAGAGGGUCCGGGAGAAGAAGUGGAGUUAUUCCUAGCUGCAGGUGCAAAUGUUUGUGCCCAGGAUGAAAAUGGAGAUACGCCACUUCAUUCACUUUUCAAGGGCAGAUGGGAUCUUGUCACAGAUGGAAACGGCGACGCAGCCUGGAGUGGAGCCCCAAAGAGAUUGCUAGAAUUGUUUCUCUCCAAAGGUGCCGACAUCAAUGCGCGCAACAAAGCAGGAGAGACACCAGUGUUCUCUUACUUUCGUGAAGGAAGUGGGAGUAAAGGCCCUGUUCGGUUUGAGAUGUGGGAAGACGCCGAAGAACAAGCUGCCGUUGACAGAGAACCAAUGCUGUGGGCGCUCUUUGAUGAGCUUGGUGUUGACUGGACUGCUAUGAAUAAUAGAGGACAAUCACUGCUUCACAUAGUAGCGGCCAAGGACUAUUCAAGCAUCGGGUGCGAUUUUGAACCAGAAAGGUUACCUAGAUUUAAGUUCUUGGUGGGCAAGGGGCUGGAUGCGUUGAGGGAGGAUUCUGAAUACCGGACAGUGCUGGAUGUUGCAGCUGCGAGUAACGCUGAAGAUAUUCUCAAGUGGGUUACAAUGAAAGAGCUCGUAAGUACUUCUAUUUACAUCUAG
Molecule: messenger RNA, 5085 nt
Organism: Fusarium sp. VM40
Lineage: Eukaryota; Fungi; Ascomycota; Sordariomycetes; Hypocreales; Nectriaceae
Source: the annotation of a GenBank genome assembly